AUGGACUUGCGCACCAUCAUCAACAACGACGCUGCUGGUGUCCAGCGACCCCCGGCUUCCCCUCAUCAACCUCCGGGUCACGAUCUGGACUCCCAUUGCCCCAACAAACAGCGCGAUAACCUUUCUCCGGCGUCAUUUAACCAGACUCAACAGGCUCAGCAUCCCUCGGAAUUCCGCGCCAAACCACCGCCACCUCCGCCCCUCCAGCGCCCUCAUCGAUCUUCAAGCGGUUCCUCAUCCUACGGGUCCGCGCAAUCACCAUAUCAACAUACGUCGGCAUCCACGUUAAGCUCUGGCCCGCACUCUCAGGGCGGGCAGACCCUACCUAAUGCCAUACAGACACAGGCCUACCCGCCCAAUUCGCGUGAUCCCUUCCCACCUACCUCCUCCAGUUCCGCUUACAAUCAAUCUGCCGGGCCGUUAUCUUCUCCGUAUACCCCUCAAGCUCUAAGUGCCGGGACCCAGCAAUCUUAUUUUCCACAACAGCGCUCACAAUCGGUUCAUUCCAUCCAAACUCCGUCCUCCACCCAUAGCUACACGUAUCCUUCUCAUGAAAACGUUGGAGCGCCACAGCAGCAGUCUAUCCAACCACAAUCACAACCCUUCUCCCCAAGCCAGCACCGUUCCCACCCUGGAACUCCCGUAGUAGCCCCAUCGGCUCCCCUUUCCCGUCCUUCUCCUCACCAAUCUCGACCCCCGUCGUCCGGUUUCGAUUCCCAGCGGCGUUCCCUAUCUGGCUCCUGGGGCAGUCAAGAUAUCCAAUCGCAGAAUAAGAGGGAUUCAGGAUCUCCAGUCAUUGCGCGCCACGAUCCGGGAACGGGUGGCGAGCAGCGAAGACGAUACUCGGUAGCACCAGAGGCGCGGAGCGUCAGUGUUAGUCCAAGAACAAAAGUGGCAAAUCUGAGCAGAUCGAGUGAUAAUGGUGCUCGUGAUCACACUCCUCAGCCAUAUCGUAAGGACGUUGAUACAACGUGGAAAAACAGUAGGAAUAACGCCGCCCAAUUCUCUGGUGACGCAUAUUAUACCGGUGAUACAGGACCGUUACAACACCCGCCCACUACUCCGAAAACGCCACAACCUCUAAGCGCUAGUCGUCCACCAACUAUAUCUCCCCCUACCAAAAGUACACGGCGAAGUGAGCUGCCCUCAUCCAUUGAACCUAGUCACAUACAACAAGGGAAGGGAGAUCAUCCACCAAUGGACACUUCUAAGUUACCAUCCGACGCCCCCAAGAGGAAACGAAGGCGGUAUGAUGAACCUCCAACCUACGCACGCAAGGCUCCACGAACCAGCGGCAAUCCACCAGCAAUACCUACCGGAAGCAAUUUUUCUCUUCCCUCUAAAUCUGCAGUUCCUAGACACGACUCUCUACCGGACAAAGCUCCCCUGAGAAAUCGCCCCCUGGCCCCAGGUACCCAGCAUCAAGUUGUUGGCACUACAAACGGGGAAGCCCCAACCAAUGGAGCUCCAAUUACUCGUCCCGCGCCCUUGGACCAUGCAGGCUCCUCAUUGGGCCCAUGGGAACCGUCAAUUACAGGAGUAAUCCCCCACGAAGAAGUUACAAAGUUGAUAUGCGACUUUUUGUUUCAGCAGGUUGUGAUGAGGAGAGACAUUGGAGCAGCCCCCGCUGGAGGAUCCGCUGUGGGACAAGAUGCCAUUCUUGAAGUUGAAGCCAAACUGGGCCUAUUGAUUGACAGGAAUCGUGGAGAGCGCGUUCGGAUACCUGCUCUUACGGAAUGCAUCGUUGCAAAAGAUGAUCCCAGUAUACGAGUUGGGUUUGAAAGCUCAAUGUCUUUGGCCCAACACCGCGCUCUCAACGAUUUUCUCAACGACACCGUGAAAUCUUCCCUCUCUCAACCAGGCACCCGCAUCCCAUUGACCUACGCCCACAAAAAGGAACGUGACACCUUCUACGAUAUCUCCUCCUCCUCCCUCCCCCCAAUAAUCCAACACCAUCUCAAUCCCCGUCACAAACCAAAAGUCCGCGUCACAACGGACCAGCGAACUGGAGCCGUCCUAGCUCGCAUUGUCAAAUGCCGCAUUGCAGAUCUUGAUGUAUUUAGCCCAAGAACCUGUCUUGAUUGGCGAAUCAGUGUCAAUCUUGAAAUGAACUUCGAAGGCGAUAUUGGUGAGCUCAGUUUACCGGGAAAUACGGGACCGCAGUCUGGGGUUGGUGCUCCAAGGGGAGGUGCCAGAUGUAAAGAUCGUAUGAGCUAUAGACAUUUGGCGUAUCAGAUUGACUUGACACAGGUCGCUAUCUCAGAGGAACUCGCCAACAAUCCCCAAUCAGAUUUUGAACAUGAGCUCGAAAUUGAAAUUUCCUCUGCCGAAAUUCGACGCCAGGGUGACUUGGCGCUUGCUGGGGAUCCCAAAAAUCAGUACGAGGAACUUAUUAAAGGGUUCGUGGAUAAUAUAAGGGUGCUGGCGAGAGCUGUUCCGGGGCGUUAA
This is a messenger RNA of Paracoccidioides brasiliensis Pb18, 2448 nucleotides long. RefSeq lists its product as uncharacterized. Gene Ontology annotation, cellular component: mRNA capping enzyme complex. Gene Ontology annotation, molecular function: polynucleotide 5'-phosphatase activity. The record is from RefSeq and is a predicted model, not a curated record. Bases 1 to 2448 code for a protein of 815 amino acids. Gene Ontology annotation, biological process: 7-methylguanosine mRNA capping; polynucleotide 5' dephosphorylation. The transcript has 3 exons.